AGCCAGUUUGGCUCAAGACUCCCUGGCUCAAGCCUCGCAGUUGUACCCCUGGCCCGCACAAGAGCCACAGGCGGCCCGGUCGAGAUGUCGGCAUCGUUCCGCAACCGCUCUUGCAACGCCCUCCUCCUGCGGGACGACGUCGGCAGGGGCAAGCCGAGCGCCUACGACCUGCCCCACGAGAGCCACGCGUUCGGCCGGGCCGAGGCGCCAGACAUGGAGGGAGCCGGCGACGUCCUGAACAGCUGGGCGGCGCACGUGCCUGGGCCGAGGGAGGGCCCGGACCGGAGGGACUUCCUGAGAAUGAACAAGAUGGCCGCAGGCUCCAGGGUGACAACGGCCAAGGACCUGGCCGAGUUCCGGAAGAACAACGACGUCCGGGUGGCUCCUGCCGGGCCCACCGGCGCUCUCCCCAAGAUCAUCCCGUCCGACGUGUUCCCCGGCUUCGCCUACGGCAUCAAGGCCCGCCCGUCCACGCCGAUCCACCAGGUGCUCAACGGCGACUACGAGGCCGCAGAGGCGGCCCGCCUGGACCUGCUCUACAGGCAGCGGGGCGAGGCCUCCGAGGGGCGGCAGCGGAAGCACAAGGUCCAGAUGACGAAGGCGAUGAGGGCGCAGAUCGACAACGCCCGGGCCGCGAAGCUGGCGCAGAGCGCGCCGGAGCCGCCCGCCGCCUUCAAGAUGAGCAAGUACAAGAAUGUCAGCUCGAGGCUGAGCUCGGGACCGCUCGGGAAGUCGGCGUCCACGCCCGCGCUGUGAGGCCACAGCGCGGCCACCUGGAGUGCCGCCGGGUGUUCGCGGCGAGGCGCCCCCACGGUCCGCCCAGCCAGGCAUGCUUGCCCAGUUGUCUUUCUCCGGCCGCUCUCCUCCUGGCUCUGCUUCCCGCAGCGCGUCGAGGCGGCGGUGUGAGCGGACUGCUCCAGACCCGGCCUCCGUGGCUCCGACCCGUGCUCUCGCCCGGCUGCUAGCAGAGCAGGCCCUUUAAUUCGAUGGCUUUACGUACCUGGCGAUCGCAGCUCGGGCCAGACGAGGCUGGUUUCGAAAGCUGCUGCCUGCAGCUGGUUUCCACCCCGCCGCCAGGCCCUGUCCUCGAGACAUGGGCGCCUCCCAGCGCCAGGAGGCGUCAGGAAAACGGCUACGCGAGCUGAUUCUCUACCCUGCCCUUUGCUAUCCUACCCUGUGUUCACCCAGUGCAUCCUCGGCCAGGCGUGGAGGCGGUGCAGGUGCACCUCCCGCACUUGGCAGUGUGCUGCUCGCACGUUUUGCGCGCGGCACUCUCGAGCCCGCUCCUCCGAGAGGCCCGCGGCGAAAGAAAAGGGAAAGAGUUGCCUCGAGCGCUCUGUCGGGCGGCGCGCCCCCUCGGGUGCACUCGAUGUGUACCACGUCGUU
Prorocentrum cordatum is the source of this 1386-nucleotide messenger RNA. NCBI's taxonomy places the organism in Eukaryota, Dinophyceae, Prorocentrales, Prorocentraceae. The record is from the annotation of a GenBank genome assembly.